AUGCAGGCGCACGUCCUCGUCGACCCUGUCACAGGACAACACUACAUUGUGCCACAGUACUAUCCGCCUCCAAUGUACCCAUAUCCAGCAGCUCCUCAACCGCAUCAUCCCGCUGCUCCUAUGUAUUAUCCUUAUGGACCUGCCCCGUCGCAUGCUCCAGUCCCUGCUCAAAAAGUAGCUUCUGCUCCACCGCCGACCACAUCUGCGGCAAACAAUGCUAGCUCAAAUUCUAUUAACUACAUGGGAAUUCCAAUGUACAGUAAUCCAGCUGCCAGUCACGAGAAAAAGGACGAUUCAGAAGACACGAUGUCAACGACAUCGAAUAUUUCUAGAAGCUCGUUUACUCUAAUGCAAAAUCAGAAGAUUCCCCAACAACAACAGCAACAACAGUUUGGAAGAGAGAACAGUCGAGAAUACAUGUACAUGCAACGCUCUCCGAUUUCAAAUCCAGCUCCGUCGUCUCCUCUGAUGUGUCCGAAACUUUUCCAACAGCGACUUGACACCGUAGCUGAUUCUCGAGGUGGCACUCAAUCUGAUUUCGAGGGAAAGACACAUACAACGCGACAGAAAACUGUCGAGCAUCCAACAUCGUCUGCUUCGGAUCAUGAAUCUACGAAAAGGUUCUCGAGAACUUCUUUCGGAACACCAGCUCCAGCAGAAGAAUCAGUCAGGGUACCUAAUCCAAUCCCACCUGCCAAAUCAGUCCGAAUGGAAAUUAAUUUUGCUGAUGUUCCCUCAAUGCCAAGCGAACCGAAACCAGCGAAAAAGUCUAAUGCAACGGCGUUCACAGUGAAUUUGGGAGAGGAGAAAGAAGUGACACUACAAGAAGCAGCACGCACUCUAGCUGAGAAUCGUCGAAAGAUCAAACUGGCAAAGAGCACUUCUCACGAUCGUACUCCGCACACUCCAGAAACAUUGGCUGCAAGUAAAACUAACAAGAACUACUUGCUCGAAAGAUUGCUAACAGGAAAGACGGGGACAACUGAAAAUAGUAACGAGGAGGAAGAGACAGAAGAGCCAGCGGAGACUCCAGAAGAGCACAGAGAUUUCGAUGCUCGGUCGGAAGCUCUCACUUUUGUUAUUGAUACAUCGAGAAGGAAUAACGCUGGAGGAUACGGUGGACAAGCACAACUACAGAGAGUGGUGCAGUACUCGGAUGACGACGAUGAUUCGGAUAGUGACAGUGAAUUUAUGGAGCAAUAUGCAAAUUCUCAACCACCAAAAACCUUUCAACCACUUCAAACCAUCGCCCCACCAGCUCUGCCACCCAAACAGGCCCCCGUUUCAAUUCCCCUGUCCUCUCCCCGACCAUCUGCUCUUCCUGCUCCUGGAUUCACUCGACAAAUCUCAUCUGCAAGCACAUUAAACGCUCAGCCUACUCCGACAGCCCUGACGUCACCACGAACACCAUCAACAUCUACAUCUUCAACACCUAGAACUUCUUCGAGAUUUGAUCGAUCUGAUGGUGGUGGUUCUGAUUUCCUGCAAGAACUGGCCAAGCUAAGAAUGAUGGCUGGUCUACCUGCAGCUGGACCAACAGGAAGUGAAGCCGAGCAGAAAGCCAUGGCAAUGGCACAUCAAAGGCCAACGGCGACGACGUUCAGAAGAAGCGAAGUGAGCUCUUCCGCUCGAGCUCCAACAGUUUCUUCGUCGCAAAAGACAGUGGGACUCGGAGAACGUGGAGGAUCAAGAGCAUCGUUCACUGGAAAAACCAAAGAGACGAACACCACCCCAACACCUAGCCGCCGGAGUGAGAAUCGACGAUCCUUAACCGGAAACUCAUCUCCUCAGCUGUCAAAUCUUGCUCGUCCACCUUUUCGUACUGGAGCUCCACGUGGCAUCAUGAUUGGACAGAGUGAGCAACAAAGAGAGCAGGAAAUGACCGCUUGGCUCCGAAGGAAAGAUUACAAUCCGAUGAAGGCCGCUGCCGCCGGAAAGAAACCAUCUGGUGAAAUGACACGAGAACAACAAUUCCAAUCUCGUCGUUCGAUGACUUUCCAUAAUACCGAUGAAGUGACGUCUCCAUUCGGAAGAGGCACAUCUGGGAUGGUUCCGAUACGUCCGGCACCCAGGAAUCGUUCUCAAGAGCCACGGGAUAUUAAUAAUGAGAAGUAUCGGGCUGUUCAGAAAGAUCAACGGCUUAAACGAACAGUGGAUAUGUUGUCUCAAAAGUGUAAAAAGAGCAUAGAGUUAAUAAGAAUUCAAAACAAGGGAUGCCUAUCAGUUUCCGUUGAAGAUCUUUUGUCAGCAGCAGCCGAAGAGCCACGUCCUCACGAGACGCUCGACGAGCAGCUUGAUCGCUUAUCGGAUGCUUUUGAUGCUGUUCAAAGGUAUUUUUCAAAUCUAUUUCAAGCUUUAUUCAACUUUCUAUCGAUUUUCAGGUAUCUUGAGCAAUAUUCAUUGGAUGGAUAUCACUCUCCAACUUCUGACGACAGAUACUUUGAUGAUGACGUCAUGGAGUCGAAAUCCACGUUCUCUGGAGUGAGCACUCACCAAGAAAGGAGUCUUCCAUCUACAGAGUCACUAACUAGCUCUUAUCGAAAGAAAAUUCUAGAUUCUUGA
Caenorhabditis briggsae is the source of this 2562-nucleotide messenger RNA. The transcript is spliced from 7 exons. NCBI's taxonomy places the organism in Eukaryota, Metazoa, Nematoda, Chromadorea, Rhabditida, Rhabditidae. The coding region runs from base 1 to 2562 and encodes 853 amino acids. The record is from RefSeq and is a predicted model, not a curated record.